UCAAAAGAUCUAAAAAAAACUAUUAUUAACAAUAGUAUUUUAUUUUAUCAAAUUGCUAACGAAAAUAGAGAAAGAAAGUGAAUGGAGUUUGAGCAUGUGAAUAGUGAACAUGCAUUAUAAUUUGGGACGGAAGAAGUAUAAAAUAAAUUUAUUAAAAAUAAUUUUUAUUAAUAUCUAAUAUCACUUUUAUUUAAUUUAUUUUCAAAUUUACAACCUUAAUCCAAAAUUUUUUUGACUAAGGCCAGGAGAGGAAGUAGCCGGUGAAUAUAAAUCCAUCCGGGCUGUGGCGAGACCAUUUCCACUUCUAAAUCAAAUCAAUGGCCUCAUCAUCUUCUUCAAUGAACACUCACGUUGAUUCAGAUUCAAUUGAAGGAGAACGAUCAGAAACCACCUUCCCCUUCUGGUACUCGCCGGAAACAGGGAUAUACACCAGCAAGCACCCUUCUGUUCAACUUCCGGCCGACCCUUUUCUUGACGUCGUCUCCUUCAUCUUCUCCCACCCCCACUCGCCCUCCGCGGUUUCUCUCGUCGAUUCCCAGUCUGGGUUCUCGAUUUCCUACUCGGAGUUGCACUCGCUGGUCAAAUCCGCCGCCGCCGGGCUCCACCGAAUGGGCGUCACACAGGGGGACGUCGUCUUGCUCUUGCUCCCGAACUCCGUUUACUUCCCCGUUCUUGUUCUCGGAAUUCUCAGUCUCGGAGCCGUUGUGGCCCCCAUGAAUCCCCUGAGCACUCCCUCGGAGAUAAAGAAGCAAGCUUUUCAAGGUGGUCUUAAUGUCCGGCUCGCGUUUUCCACUCCGGAAAGAAUCGAUGAUUUGGUCGGGCUCGGUAUUCCGGCGAUCGGGUUGCCGGAAAUCCCGAAUCUUGAUUCGUCGGAGAUGAGCUCUCCGGCGUGCUCUGUUUUCCGAAACUUAAUCAGCACCGAUCCCAAAACGGCCCCGGUUCCAAGAAUUAAGCAGCAAGACACGGCGGCGGUUCUGUUCUCGUCCGGGACGACCGGGGGCUGCAAGGGGGCGGUGCUGACGCACGCCAAUUUCAUAGCGACGGUGGAACUAUUCGUCCGGUUCGAAGCUUCUCAGUACGACGGCGACGCUGCUGAGAAUGUCUACCUGGACGUGAUGCCGAUGUUCCACGUGUACGGGCUCUCUCUGUUCGUGCUGGGGUUGUUCUCGCUGGGAUCGACGGUGGUGGUGAUGAGGAGGUACGACGGAGACGCGGCGGUGAGAGCCAUUGAGAGGUACGGGGUCACCCAUUUUCCGGUGGCACCGCCGUUGCUGAUCGCAUUGACGAGAAAAGCAAAGGCGGCGGCGGCGGACGGGAAGAACUCGAUGAUGAAGGGAGUGAGACAGGUAUCGUGCGGGGCUGCUCCGACCAGCGCCGCAUGCAUUCAGGACUUCGUCCAAACCUUUCCUCACAUCGACUUCAUCCAGGGUUACGGGAUGACGGAGACGGCGGCGGUCGGAACACGGGGUUAUAACGCCGGGAAAUUCCGAAAGUAUGGUUCGGUGGGACUAUUGGCCCCAAAUAUGGAAGCCAAAGUGGUUGAUUGGACUACGGGUUUACCCCAACCCCCUCAUUCCAUGGGUGAGCUUUGGCUAAGAGGUCCUUCUAUCAUGAAAGGGUACUUGAAUAAUAUUGAGGCGUCCAAGAACACAAUAGAUUCUGGAGGGUGGUUGCACACCGGAGACAUUGUUUAUUUUGACGGAGACGGAUACCUCUUUGUGCAAGACCGGUUAAAAGAGAUCAUUAAAUACAAAGGCUUCCAGAUUUCUCCUGUUGAUUUAGAAGCAGUGAUAAUGUCACAUCCCGAUAUUACUGAUGUUGCAGUAACAUCAGAGACAAAUGAUGAAGUUGGAGAGAUUCCUGUGGCAUUUGUGGUCAAAAGAAAGGGACGAUGCGCACUAUCUCAGGCGGCUCUAAUUGAUUUUGUAGCUAAGCAGAUUGCACCAUACAAAAAGGUGAGGCGAGUGUAUUUCACAACAUCAAUACCCAGGUCCGCAGCAGGAAAGAUCCUCAGAAGGGAGCUCAAGAAACUCAUCAUCACUUCCAAAAUGUAGGCAUUUAUUUGGGCUAGGGCUAGCUAGCUUGAGUAAAAGAAUUCAUACUCCCUUCUAAUGGACUAAGUAAUUUACAAUGGGGAAAUUUCCACUAAACAGUACUAAAACAAAUGCCUUUUGCUAUUGCUAAUGUAGUACCUAAAACUUUUAUUCUCUAAAUGGUACUUGAUGAAGAAUGUCUAGUGAUAGUGGACAUUUAUUUUGUACAAUGUCCAUUGUCCAGUGGCGGUAAAUAUUUAUUUAAACAAUGUGCAGUGGACAUUGAAUAUAAUAGUGGUACGAAG
Cuscuta campestris is the source of this 2338-nucleotide messenger RNA. NCBI's taxonomy places the organism in Eukaryota, Viridiplantae, Streptophyta, Magnoliopsida, Solanales, Convolvulaceae. The record is from the annotation of a GenBank genome assembly.